This is a messenger RNA of Kluyveromyces lactis, 5325 nucleotides long. It is a transcript of the gene UTP10, whose product is annotated as snoRNA-binding rRNA-processing protein UTP10. Gene Ontology annotation, cellular component: small-subunit processome; t-UTP complex; 90S preribosome. The transcript has a single exon. NCBI's taxonomy places the organism in Eukaryota, Fungi, Ascomycota, Saccharomycetes, Saccharomycetales, Saccharomycetaceae. The record is from RefSeq and is a predicted model, not a curated record. Gene Ontology annotation, biological process: maturation of SSU-rRNA from tricistronic rRNA transcript (SSU-rRNA, 5.8S rRNA, LSU-rRNA); positive regulation of transcription by RNA polymerase I. Bases 1 to 5325 code for a protein of 1774 amino acids. Gene Ontology annotation, molecular function: snoRNA binding.
AUGUCAUCUUUACGUGAUCAAUUAGCGCAGGUAGCGCAGAAUAACGCUACUGUUGCUCUUGAUAGAAAGAGAAGACAAAAGUUACAUUCUGCGUCUUUGGUUUACAAUCCGAAGACUGCUGCUACUCAGGACUAUGAGUAUAUAUACGAUACAGCGUUGGAAUCGUUUCAUACUUUGGUGAGUUUGGACUUGAGGUUCAAAGUUUUCACUAAUUCCUUAUUCAGUGCAUCUUCCGUGACCAUUGAUAGAAACGUUCAAACAAAGGAUCAGAUUAGAGAUUUGGAUAACGCAGUUAAUGCGUAUUUGAUGUUGAUUUCGCCGAAAUGGCAUCUAACUCCAGCUUUGCAUGCUACGGAAUGGUUGAUUCGUAGGUUCCAAAUUCAUAUCCAUAACGCCGAAAUGCUUCUUCUAUCUACUUUGAACCAAUACCAAACGCCGGUGUUCAAAAGGAUCCUCAAUAUCGUUAAGCUACCACCUUUGUUCAACCCAUUUACCAAUUUUGUCAGAAACGAUAAGAAUCCAACCGAUUUGACGUUGAUCAAAUUGUUUAACGAUAUGGACUUCUUGAAGCUUUAUUCAAAUUAUCUGUCCAAGAUUAUCAAGCAAAAAGUUACCUAUACGAAUCAACUGCUAUUUACCACAUGUUGUUUCAUUAACGUGAUCGCUUUCAAUGCGAACGAUGAAGAUAAGUUAAAUAAAUUGGUCCCAUUGAUUUUGGAAAUUUCCGCAAAACUUUUGGCAUCGGAUUCAAGCGAUUGUCAAAUGGCUGCUCAUACUAUGCUCGCGGUACUUGCCACCGCAUUGCCUUUGAACAAAAGCAUUAUCAUUGCGGCUACGGAAACUAUCUUGGCCAAUUUAAAGGAAGACGAUGCUAGAAAAAAAGCUCUCGUCACAAUCUCAAAACUUUUCCAAACCUUGAAAGGUGUAGGUAAUGUGGAUCAAUUACCGGUCAAGAUCUAUAAACUCGUUGAUAAUUCUUUCCCAUUCGAAUAUCUACUACAGUUCCUGAGUAAUGAAAACAAAUAUUCCUCAGAUAAAUUUUUCACUGCAUACAUUAGGUCUGUCAUCAGAUAUGAUCAUGAUAAAUUGAGUCAAAUUGUCAAAAUCUUAAGGAAGAUUAAGUUGGAAAAAUACGAAGUUAGAUUUAUCAUCACUGAUUUGAUACAUUUAUCUGAAGUUCUAGAGGACAAGUCACAAUUAAUCGAUGUUUUUGAAUACUUCAUUUCCAUUAACGAGGGACUAGUUUUGAAAUGUCUUCAAGCACUAAACCUGACCGGAGAAGUUUUCGAAAUAAGAUUGACAACUUCAUUAUUUUCCGUCAAGAACAGUGCGGAACAAUCUGGUGAAGAUAUCAUUAAAGUUCUAGAUGAUGCUAAAGCAUCAACCGCGAAUGGUUCAGCUGUUCCAUUUAAAGAUUUCAUGACCAAAAACUCAGAGUUCAUCUCCACUAAAGCGGAGUCUAUGCUUCUUGUUAAAGAUGAAAAGUUUGUCAAGCUGUUGUCAUUAUUUGUGGAAGCUGUAAGUAAAGGAUAUCAACCAGGUCUAUUUUUAUCCUCCUUCUUCACUACUUUAGAGAGCAGGAUAACGUUUGUGCUCAGAAUCAUCGUAUCCCCUGGUUCGCCUGUUGCUCUCAGAUUGAUUUCACUAACACAGUUAAGCAAAUUCAUCAAUGGUAUAGAUGAGCAAACGGAUCUUUUCUCUUUGGUACCUAUUCUAGUGACAGCAUUGAUGGAUAUUUCUAGAUCUGUUCGUUCCAACACGAAAAAGGUUCUACAACAGAUAGCCAAGAGACCUUUCACAGCAAAGUAUUUCCUAUCUAACGUACUCUACGGAGAGAAUUUAAAGGUGCCAAUGUUAAGUCCGAAAGAUAGCAAGUUUUGGUUGACCAACUUUUUAAGCGAUUACAUCGUUGAAAGUACAGAUAUUUCAUCCCUCGUCAUUCCAUCCAAAAAUGACAUGGUAUAUAUGCUGUUUUGGUGCAACCAGGCACUGCAUCUUCCUCUCGCCUAUUCGAAGACUAUAAUGUUAAAGCUCUUGACCGCUGUGCCACAAUAUGCUUUUACAUAUUCAAAGGUGUUCGAACAAUUUAUGGCCACAUACAUCACGGAAAGAAGUUCCUGGGAAACGAAGUGCAUCAAAAAUAAAACCAAUUUCAAAGACUUCGAAACUGCGGUAUGUGCCAUUGUUGCACCAAAAGAAAAAAACAGUUUCGCGAUAGAUUUUUUGAUUAACUGUUUGGAAUCAGAAUAUGAACAACUUUCGAAUAUCAUGGCAGACAGAAUUUUAUCUUUGUAUCCAACAUUGAAAUUCCCAAACCAAUUAAAAAUUGUUCAGAGUAUAAUAGACUCCUCAGUUGACAAAGAACUAUCAUAUGAUGGUCUAGAAACCCUUCAAAGUCUUCCAUUAACUGCAGAUAUUUUUGUCUCUGUGUUGAAAAGUAAUACCAUAAACAGCGAAGAUCAAACAGAUUUGACUAAACGUAGAAGAAGAAGAUCGUCUACGGUUAACAAGUCCGCCCUACAGAAACAAGAUAUUUCUCAAAUUGCCGAAGCCCACCUAAAGAAAAUGACUAUUAUUCUGGAGACUUUGGAUAAAUUGAAGGUAAAGAGUAACGAAAAUCUAUUGAAUGCCUUAUUCAACCUUUUGUCCGACUUGGAAACUUUAGACCAUGAUGGUGGUUUGCCUGUACUUUACGCUCAGGAAACUCUGUCCUCUUGUCUUUUGAACACUAUUUCUUCUCUAAAAUCUAACAACGGAAGUAUGAAAUUACCCUCUAUUAGAGCAGAUAUACUAGUCGCUGCCAUUAGAUCAUCAACAUCUCCUCAAAUGCAAAAUAAGCUCCUAUUAGUUGUUGGAGCAUUGGCUUCAGUAUCUCCCGAAACUAUAUUACAUUCUGUCAUGCCUAUUUUUACCUUCAUGGGUGCACAUACGAUACGUCAGGACGAUGAAUUCUCCACUCUAGUUGUGGAAAGAACAAUUAGUACUAUUGUGCCUGCAUUAUUGAAAUCGACGGAAGUUACGAACAAAUCUGACGAAAUAGAGUUCCUUCUAAUGAGUUUCUCAACUGCAUUUUCCCAUGUUCCUAAGCACAGAAGGGUGAGUCUAUACUCUACUUUGGUUAGAGAGCUCGGACCUUCAGAUGUGAUUGCUCCAUUCUUGUUCUUAAUAGCUCAACAAUAUUCGAACUGCUUGGAAAAGUUUAAAAUCGCUGAAUCUAAGAAUUACAUUGAGUUCUUUAAAGCUUUUUUGAGUAAAUUCGAUAUUCUUGAACAACUUCACGGAUUCAAUGAGUUAUUCAAUCUAGUCGAACUUUUAGACGAGGACAGCUCAAAGAAUGAGGUUGCUCCAACGAGGACUUUAUUCUCAAAUGGUAUAGUAAACAUGUCUAAGUCGGAGCUCUUUGUGUUGAAGAAGAACGAUCUUGAUUUCAUUGAUAAGGUCAUUGGAGAGAGCAAAUCUGACUACUAUAAUACAUCUAGCAACCUCAAAUUAAGAAUAUUGAGCACAUUGCUGGACCCAAAUAUUGAGAUUGAGGUCAAAAACCAAGUCAGAAAUGAAUUCAGUAUUCUUUUGAGUAAAACAUUAAAUGCAAUUAACAUGACAGAUAGUCUUUCAUACGAUAAACACUCAUCUGCAGGAUCUAACGAUGAAGAAGCGGGUUCUGAAAGCGAGGCCGAAGUCGACCAAAAAGAGUUAAAAGACAUUUUGUUCGGAUUAUUGGAACACGUCCUAGAUUUGCUUCCUAUUCAGGACUUCGUCGCAUCUAUUCUACCUCUACUACAAGGAAAUACGGAUGAGUCCGUUAGACAUCAUUUAACUGUAGUGACAUCUAACAAGUUUAUUGAGGAACCCAUGGAGUCCUUCGAAACCGCCAAUGAGAUACUAAGUACUUUGGUGGAAACAACAGAGAAAGCCUCAGAAUCUACCCAGAUUUUACAAGUUACUUUGAACACCAUCAGUUCAAUUGUUACCAGAUUUGGUGAUAGGCUCGACUCUCAUUUAUUGGUGAAAUCGAUGGAAAACAGUUGCAAGCAAUUGACUUCCAAGAAGAUCGAACUCGAGAUCUCCUCAUUAACUGUUCUCACGACUCUAAUCCAAACAUUAGGUGUCAAAACUCUGGCAUUUUACCCCAAGAUUGUUCCGGUCGCGAUUUCUAUAUUCAAGACCUACCAAAAUGCCAAAAAUAACCUUAAGGAACAAUUGCAACUUGCAAUUGUUUUACUCUUUGCCUCUAUGAUUAAGAAGAUUCCAAGCUUCUUAUUAUCCAAUUUACAGGAUGUUUUUGUUAUUCUUUUCCAUUCUGACGAGGUCGCUGAUUCUGUUAGACUAUCUGUGAUAUCCUUGAUCGUUGAACACAUUCCAUUAAAGGAUGUUUUCAAAACACUGCAGAAAGUAUGGACAAAUGAUGUAUCAAGUUCAAAUAAUUCAGUUGCUGUAUCCUUAUUUUUGUCUAUGUUAGAAUCUGCUGUUGAAGCUAUUGAUAAGAAGUCGGCAACGCAACAAUCUCCUGUUUUCUUCAGAUUAUUGUUGAACUUGUUUGAAUACAGAUCUAUUUGUACCUUCGAUGAGAAUUCAAUCAACCGUAUUGAGGCUUCUGUCCAUCAAAUUGCUAAUGUAUAUGUCCUUAAGUUGAACGAUAAGGUUUUCAGACCUCUAUUUGCUUUGGUAGUAAAUUGGGCCUUCAAUGGUGAAGGAGUUACAAACACAAACAUGUCGAAAGAAGAAAGGCUAAUGGCAUUCUAUAAGUUCUACAACAAGACACAAGAAAACUUGAAGUCGAUCAUCACAUCUUAUUUCACCUACCUCUUGGAACCAACCAACAAUCUACUGAAACAAUUCAUCUCGAAGGAGACCGUUAAUGUGAGCCUUCGUCGUUUGGUUUUGAUUUCCUUGACAUCUUCUUUCAAAUAUGAUAGAGAUGAAUAUUGGAAGUCUACCUCAAGAUUCGAACUGAUAAGUGAAUCUUUGAUUAACCAAUUGACCAAUGUCGAAGAUGUCAUUGGUAAAUACUUGGUGAAGGCCAUUGGUUCAUUAGCCACAAAUAACUCUGGUGUUGAUGAACAUAAUAAGAUCAUGAGCGACCUAAUGAUCUCUCACAUGAAGACGUCAUGCAAGACAAGAGAGAAAUUCUGGGCGGUAAGAUCUAUGAAGUUAAUCUAUUCUAAGGUGGGAGACGGCUGGUUAGUAUUGUUACCUCGUUUGGUACCUAUCAUCGCAGAAUUGUUGGAAGACGAAGAUGAGGAAGUUGAAUACGAGGUAAGAAGCGGGUUAGUUAAGGUUGUCGAAAGUGUAAUGGGUGAACCAUUUGAUAGAUACCUAAGUUAA